Messenger RNA from Heterotrigona itama, 859 nucleotides. The record is from the annotation of a GenBank genome assembly. Lineage: Eukaryota; Metazoa; Arthropoda; Insecta; Hymenoptera; Apidae.
AUGGACACUCUGCUGGAGGAAUCUUUCUUGCCUGUGAACACAGUAGAGGACAAGACUCGAAUGAAGUUCGAGGAACAAAUCGAGUAAGUUGAUAUUAACAAAUCAUCGUCCUAAAUGUAACAUAAAAAAACUAUUAUUAAUGAAAUUCGAUUAGUCCAACAAUCUGUUAUUAACUCAACUCUCUCUAAUUUUCGCAUUUUACGCACCCUCUUUUACUGAUCCUGAUGAUGUUUAGAUUCUUCCCAACAUCUUUUCCGCUAUCUUGUUCCCUAACCUUACCUGACCCUGUCAUCUAUAAUUAACCUAUAGUCUUAUCACUAAUUGUACCUAAAUUACCCUGUAAUUAGAUGUAAGACGUAACUAACGUUUUAGUUAGUAAAUAUCAAUGGCAAUCGUCACGUUUGUAUGCGUCUGUCUCUUCAUUUUCAGAUGGAACUCCAAAGCUUACACUAUUGUGUUCGAUGUCUACAUGGUCUGGUUUUGGAUAGACGGGUAUUUCUUUUACAGACGCGGAAAAUUGAAAUUCUGGACACCUUACGAUUACUCAUCAUCGCUUUUCUUUCUUGCUAGCUUUAUCCAUGAAAUCCUAGCCACGAUAUUCAGCACGAACUUAAACGUCGUCUACGAUUGUUUCUUCAGCGGUAUAAUGCUUCACAUUUACAGGCAAUUCGAGAUCCUCGAACACCGUAUGAAGAACAUCACGACGGAUAAUAAUUACUCGGCGAAACUCUGCGCUUACCAUCAUUAUCGUAUACACAAAUUCGCCACGAUGGUGAAUGACAAUUUCAAAACGAUCACGUCUAUGCAAUUCCUGAGUCAUAUGCUUCAAUCUCUAUCGGCUGUCACUGAUGAAAAUUAA